Molecule: messenger RNA, 465 nt
Organism: Lactuca virosa
Lineage: Eukaryota; Viridiplantae; Streptophyta; Magnoliopsida; Asterales; Asteraceae
Source: the annotation of a GenBank genome assembly
AUGAUAAUUACAGGUGAAGAGAGCUUUGUGUCACUAAAUAAAUGUUGCUGUAAUUACAAGAAGACUUAUGCUGACUUCACACAAGCUGUUCUAAGAGAUCUUGGUGCCAUGGAAAGUUUUAAACUUCAAAAGCAGUUUUGGUAUACAAAAGUCUCAAUGGGCGGGGAAGUCAUGCCUUCUUCUGCAUCUGAGACACGGCUGGUCAAGAAUCAUUCAGAUCUAUUAACAAGGUCUUACUACAGAGGCGUUGCUGGUGCACUUCUGGUUUAUGUCAGGCAGUAGGUUCUGAGGUGUCUGCUGAGGUGGAGUUUCCAAAUAAGAAAAGUUUUAUUCUUGGCAUGGAAAAUAAAGCAUUGAAACGACGGUUGGAGGGUUAUAUCUUAAUUGUUCUCUUUUAAAUAUCCUUUCUAUGCUUUUGUCAUGUAACAUACUUUUCACAAUUUAUCAACUUUCUUAAUACUACGA